AUGAACUCGCCGGAGUUCCAAACCACCGGCAAACCACCAAAUUCCCUAAACAAAUCCCUGAAGUUUUUCCACACCCAAUUUUCUUCGCACCCUCGUUUUGCCCUCUUAAUCCUUUUCCUUUCCGCCCAAUUUUUCGUCCUUUACUUCAUGCGCCUCUCGCCGUCUUGCCUGGCCCCCGCCGUCUCCCACCGGGACGAAUGCCCCUCCGGCAAGGUGUACGUCUACGAUCUCCCGUCGAAAUUCAACAAGGACCUGUUGCUACGCAACUGCACCGACUUAAUCCACUGGAACUGGCAGUGCGGCCUGGUUACCAACCGCGGUUACGGCGGCCCCGCCGUCGAGCUCCGCGGCCUCCUGCCGGAGAAUCUCGCCGGAUCGUGGUACCGCACGAACCAGUUCGCGCUGGAGUUAAUUUUUCACCACCGCGUUUUGACCCACAAAUGCAGGACCCUCGAGCCGGAAUCAGCUGCAGCGUUCUACAUCCCCUUCUACGCUGGACUCGCGGUGGGGAAACACCUAUGGCAGAACGACACGUGGCGGAGGGACCUCCCUUGCGAGGAGAUGCUCCGCUGGGUCAAGGGCAGGAGGUCCUGGAAAAGAUCCAACGGUACGGAUCACUUUAUGUCAAUCGGACGUAUAACGUGGGAUUUCCGUCGCCUGACCGAACCGGCCAAACGCUGGGGCUCCAGUUUCCUCAACAGGGCCGAUAUGCAGGCCGUGACCCGAUUCAUCAUAGAGGGUGCCCCGGGGGACCCACGCGACGUCGGCGCACCAUACCCCACAGGAUUCCACCCCGACGACAGGGAAACCGUCCAACUGUGGCAGAAAUUCGUGCGCGAGCGUAACAGAUCCAGCCUGUUCACCUUCAUUGGGGCGGCCCGUAACUGGGUCCGGCGCGAUUUCCGGGCCCUUCUGCUCAGGUACUGCAAAAGCGAACCGGGCUUCUGUCGGCCGGUGGACUGCGACGCGGCCCAGUGUGCUGCCAACUCAUCUGUUGUUCUGGAAGCUCUGCUCGGGUCGGAGUUCUGCCUGCAGCCGAAAGGGGACAGUUUUACCCGGCGCUCGAUUUUCGAUUGUAUGUUGGCCGGUUCUGUGCCGGUUUUCUUCUGGAAACGGACGGCCUACGACCAGUACCCGUGGUUCUUGCCGGGAGAUCCGGAGAGCUACUCGGUUUUGAUAGAGCACGAGAGCGUGAGGAGUGGUGCUGGGGUUAUAAAGAGGGUUUUGACGGGGUUUAGCAAAGAGGAGAUUAGGAGGAAGAGAGAGACUGUAAUAGAGACAAUCCCCAGGAUAGUUUAUGGGUUUGGGAAUGCGGAUUUUAAGGAUGCUUUUGAUAUUGCUUUCGAUGGAAUUUUGGGGAGCAUCAAGAAAGAAAAAGAUUUGAGAAGGGGAUUUUCGCAUUAA
Molecule: messenger RNA, 1404 nt
Organism: Striga hermonthica
Lineage: Eukaryota; Viridiplantae; Streptophyta; Magnoliopsida; Lamiales; Orobanchaceae
Source: the annotation of a GenBank genome assembly